This is a messenger RNA of Telopea speciosissima, 606 nucleotides long. RefSeq lists its product as uncharacterized. The transcript has 4 exons. Bases 40 to 606 code for a protein of 188 amino acids. Gene Ontology annotation, cellular component: mitochondrion. The record is from RefSeq and is a predicted model, not a curated record. NCBI's taxonomy places the organism in Eukaryota, Viridiplantae, Streptophyta, Magnoliopsida, Proteales, Proteaceae.
UGUAGGCUUAGAGUUGGAUAACCGCCAAGCGCCAACUCCAUGCUUCGCUUCACGGGAACAAGACUCAGAACAGCGGCGUCCGCAGGCGCUCGGAGCAACGGGUUAGCUUUCCAAUCUCGGAAACGUUCCCUCGUCUUUUCCAAACCCUUCAGGUUUUACGGAACCAACGCCCCUGAUGUCGACCCUGUUUCUCUUCAGAUGAUCAAAUACGCACUCGAUCACGCUAGAUCUCAGAAAUCAGAUGAAUCCUACGCACAAGGCCUCCUUGUUCUGGAGCAAUGCCUCUCCGGUAACUUACGAGAGGGGACAGAUACUUCAAGGGGAAUGGUCCUCCUCGCUAUGUCCAGCUUAUUAUCAGAAAGGGGAAAAAUCGACGAAGCAAUAGAGAAACUGGAGACAAUUCAAGAUUUGUCCCGAUCUUCUUUGGCUCUUAGAGGUUGGUUGGCAUCUUCCUUAUUGUUGUAUUUUAUAUUAAUAUUCAAAAUUUGUUGCCGGCAUCGGAUAAGGAUUUACCGACAUUGGGUGAGGUUUUUGGGACUAGUUGCCAGUGUUGAAUUGUCAGCAAUUUGUAUUCAGAAAAGAAAUGGAAAAAGUUACAGCAGCUGA